Molecule: messenger RNA, 5697 nt
Organism: Nomia melanderi (Alkali bee)
Lineage: Eukaryota; Metazoa; Arthropoda; Insecta; Hymenoptera; Halictidae
Product: ankyrin repeat and BTB/POZ domain-containing protein 2
Molecular function (GO): protein heterodimerization activity
Source: RefSeq, a predicted model, not a curated record
CAUAUUGGUAACGUGUUAUUUCCAAUUCAUAUAGUACAAAUUAAAGUUUAUUGUCAAAUAUAAUAAUCAGAUUCGCGUACAAGUAACCGGGGCUGCACACCCCCUUUAACUGUCCACAGAUACAGUCCACUUUGGAUCACUUGCUGACUUGUAUCGUUCUUCCAACAUACGUGAAGUUUGUAGCUGUUCUUCUGCCUUCGAUAUACCAACCGGACCCACGAAUCACUGUGUUCAGAACGAUCUCCGUGCAACCUGUUUCCCGAGUAAACAUACAGUUUCUAUUCCAUCGUCGGUUCUUUCAAUGUUAUCUCAUUAUGCUGGCUACAGUUCAUUAUACAUUUAGAAUUAACGAAAGCAAUUAGCAAGGUACAAAAUUCAAUGGGACUUGGUACAGUUGUAAAUUGUAUUUAAGUAAAACCGUUGAUACAAGACGAAUCACAUCUCCCAGUCAUUCUCCCGCCUCGUUAACGCCCGAUGCAAUUAAACACCUGAGUUGACAAACUGAUAAGAAAACUGUGGACUUAGUGCAUUCCUUGCAUACUUUCUUCAUGAGAUUCGGUAUCCAAGAUGUUCACCGAGUCACCAAAUGACGGCGCUAUCAUCGGGUUCCCCAAGUUCGUCCUCGCACAACAGGUUCUUUUUUUGUAGACUGGACCAAAAGUGUUCUGCUGGGAUGCUGCACAAACUUUCUUCGUGAGAGCCACAAGUGUCCAAGAUGUUCACCGAGUCACCAAACGACGGCGCUGUCAUCGGAUUCCCCAAGUUCGUCCCUCGCACAACAGGUUCUUUUUUUGUAGACUGGACCGAAAGUGGUUCUGCUGGGAUGCUGCACAAACGCGGCGCCUGUGUUGCCAGUAAUUGACAGCUGCCGAAAAGCGGCGACUCGGUGGACGUGUGCGCGGAUAUUUUGUUCUGGCCAGUGGACGGUCCGGUGGCGAGGUUCGCGCGCAAGUAUCUUUCAAAAGGGAAACGCGGCGAGCGAGCCGUUCCUCGUAUUUGGUGCCGCGCGACGUGGUAUAUCUCCGCGGUCCCGAUGCAUUAUGUAUUUACGGCGACAUCGUCGUACGCGGGGCAUCGUUUAAAAAGACCCUGUGUGUUUACAGUUCCGUGGGACGUUGUGGUGCGCUUUUCGACGCGGUCAUGUAAUACUUUCGUUCCCCGGGGCCCAGCGUUCUCAUCCUGAACCGGACGAAUAAGUGUGCAACAGGAUGCGUGCCCGCCGCUGAAUCAGGGAGUGAAGUUUUCUGUUAAAAAUUACUCCUGUCCAGUGUUCCUCGGGGGACCGUCGCGCCGAGGAUCCACAUAUGUUUGCCCCUACCAACACGUUGAAGGAACUUCGGUUCUUCGAUCGCGAUCGGCAAGGGGGGACGCAAUGAACGUCGAGCGGCCGACGAUGGACGGUUGCGGUCAGCAGCCGCUCUUCUUGACCGGGACUUCCGGUUCUGCCGGGAUCGCCGGUCCCCAGCAGCAGACGGUCCAAAGUGCCGCGCCACCGGAACACUACGGUGGACCGUUGAGCCUGAGCAUCUGCAUAUCCGAUUCCGGCCACGAGAUACUGCGACCAAAGCCACGCCGGCCAGGGGGUAGCAAUGGACGCGACCUGUAUUGUCCCCCGUACACGAAGGAUUUCGCGGAGAGCUCGCCGAAAAAUGGCGUCCACAAUACGGUCCACAUGGUGGCGGAAAGGGACACGGACAGCGUGGCUCCGACUCCGACCCCUCAGCAUCCCCAUCAUUCUCAGCAUCAUCACCUUAGCUUACACGAGAUCCGAGCGCUUCAGAGGCGACCAGAAUGCACCGGUAACAGCUCGUCGGAUGAAAAUCGGUCGUCGGGUCACGCAAGCAUGUCGGACACGGGUGGUCACACGAGCAGCAGCUCGCCUCCGCAUCGUCACCACAGGUCGCACAGUCCUCAGCAACUGAACUCUGUACCCGAGGACGAUCGCCUGUCGGCCUCGGUCACCCAGAGAAAUGGCAGAAGCAGAUCCGGACAGAAUCGCAACAGACACAGGGCCACGCCUGCCAAGUUGCAGGUGCCGUGGUCGGGAUCAGGUUUAGAGGACAUCAAGCUGGCGAUCCAGCAGCUCACGAUGCGCUCCCACAAGUCCUCGUCGACUUACUCCUCCUUGAGCGGCUCCGAGAGCUCGGAGCCUGCCGUAAGGAGGCUGAUGCGACAUUCCAGCCUGGAGACCAUCAACACCAACGUGACCAGCGCCGACGAGUUCGUCUGGGUGGACUCUCAUAACAGGCUGGUAGAACUGCAGCAGCUACCCUGGACCCACCACGACGUUCUGAGAGUGUUGCAGAACGGUCGCACCAGGGAACACAUGGACCAAGUGUCCAUGGAAACUAUACCGCGGUUGUCUUACCUGUUGCAACGCGCUUUAGUUAGAAUUGGCCGCGAGACUCAACGACUCGCCAAGCCUGUUGGCCUUUGCAGCAAGCAUGAAGUGUACAGCGCGUUCAAGAUCGUGCUUUGCCCUGCCUUGGCUGAUUCUUGCACCAAGGCUUGUUUACGAGCUGCCACGAUGUUCGCUGUCUCCGGUGACCAAUUGAAGCAAUCAAAAGCGUCUCGGUCAGGGCUGCAAUUGCCGGUAGGACGGUUUCUCCGGUGGAUGUCCGACGUACGGCUAGGAAGAAUGAUACACGAGUACGCGGCCAUAUAUCUGACCGCUGGAAUCGAAAAUCUCCUGGAGGAAAUACUGUUACAGUGCAUACCCACUGAUCCGCAUACAACCUUAACGGCUACCAUGCUGGAGCACGCCAUAGCGAAUAGUGGCGAUUUAUGGGGUCUCCUUCAACCAUAUGCGCAUUUGAAUGCUGGCCGAACAGCAUCAGGUGCCCUGGCGAUGCCUCGUUGGGCCAGCGUAAGUUCGUUGAACUCGUCGUCGUCGUCCCGGAGUGGAAGAGACGCAGCAGGCUCUGCGUUGGAACCGUCGCUGCUGACCACCUGCGUAGGAUCAAUGUCGGAGUUAAUAGAUCUGAUCUCGAAAGUAGCGCAGGCGGGACGGUCGCUGGUCCCCCUAACCGGCAAGGCGCUGAACGCCUUAUUUUAUUAUAUGAGGUGUUCGCAGCUGGAGCACGGGGAACGGGGUUCCGGGAUACAAGAGCUCGCGUACGAGCGAGCGUACGUUGUUCUUCCUCCUCUGGUUGAAUGGCUCCGUGUCGCGACUGCUCAUGCAGAACACAGGCACGGACUCGUUGUAGAUCAGGACGAUAUUAAUCAAGCUGCCAGAUUGUUACUGCCUGGCGUGGACUGUCCCGUUAGGCCUAUAUGCUUCGAGGAGGUAGCUGUCUGUUCGAAGCGGAUCGACGAUUCUGAAUACGUGCGUUUGCUCACUAUGGACAUGGCAUUCAAACUGUUGAUCAGUGGACGGGCUGACCUGAUCGCUCAAGCUAUGCCCCUGUUGCCCUCGACGAAGAUCAACACUGUGAAUGACAAUGGCUUCACAGCACUGAUGAUAGCGUGUAUCAAUGGAGAUGAGACUGCAGUGAUAGGUUUACUAGAUGCUGGAGCGGAUCUGAACGUUGAGAGUCCUCCUCCGUCGACUGGUCAGGCCAACACGCCUUCCAAAGUGCCAGCGCCCGGUGCGUCCAACGCCAGAAGCCCGGCGUCCUCAGCAAUGGUGUCUCCAGGGAAAAAUAUACAAACGCCGAGUUCUUUGUCUGGCUCACCAGGCUCGUCUAGCAAUGCAUCGAGUAACCUGUACUGCAAUCAAACUGGGUUCAACGCUGAGACUCAGCAUUGGACUGCCUUAACCUAUACUGCUCUGUUAGGGCAUUGCAAUAUUGCGAGAGUAUUAUUGGAAAGGGGCGCUGCGGUUGAAGGUGGUGCCAAGGUCAGCGAAGACAAGUGUACAGUUACACCAUUGCAAGCUGCCACUGCUUCUGGUAAUAAUGAAAUGGUCGCGUUGCUGUUGGCACAUGGUGCGCAACCGUUUUUGUCAACGUUGAUCAAAGACUCGUUCUCGUACUCUGGUUCUGCUCAACGUGGCUGUUACAGUGCAAUAUCUGUAGCAACAGCGCAUGGCCAACGGAGUUGCCUUCAUCAACUGUUAUCUCACCCACUGAAUUUCUCCACAAAGCGUGGGGAAAAGGAGGUAUUGUCGUUGGAGGAGAUACUUGCAGAAGGAAGUGCAUGUACUAACCCACAGCAACAGACUGUGGAUGGUAGAGGGAACCGUAGAGAGGGCAAAGAACCUGUUUUCAACAAAGUACAGACUAAAGCUUUGCAAGAAGCUAUGUACCAUAGCGCAGAAAGUAAUCAUUUAGAUAUCACCAUGGAACUUCGUGGACUGAAAGUAGGUUGGACAUUACACUGUUGGAUGCACAGUCUUGCGACUGCACAUGAAAUGCGAUUAGACUCAGUGAUAGAUCAGUUGCUUCAAGAUUUCCUUCAAGUGUGUCCUGACGACUAUUCGACACAAUUUGUUCAGGAAUGCCUUCCCCUCUUAUUUAAUAUCUUUAGGUACAGCAAGAAGGAAGGGACGACGCUUCUCCUUGCCGAUAUCUUUUGUACAUGUUUCGGAUGGGAACCAAUAAAACCCAUUAGAGACACUACACUUUCCAGCGGGUCGAGAAUCGAUCCUAAAUUUGUAAAUAAUCCAGAGCUGAGCGAUGUACAGUUCCGAGUAGAAGGCAGAGUCUUUUACGGCCAUAAAAUUGUAUUGGUAACGUCGUCUCCGAGAUUUAGGAACAUGUUGAGCUCGAAAUUGUGUGAAGGAAAUCCACCGAUUGUACAAAUUAAUGAUAUACGGUACCAUAUCUUCCAGAUGGUCAUGGAAUUUUUAUAUCAUGGCGGAUGCGCCACAUUAGAAGUAAAUCAGAGUGAUGUGUUAGAAUUGAUGGCCGCAGCGAACUUCUUCCAACUAGAUGGUCUGCUUAGGUAUUGCGAAGCCCAAUGUUCUUCAAUGGUUGAUAUUGACAACAUUGUCUCCAUGUACAUUCACGCUAAGGUUUACAAUGCAACGCAGCUACUAGAAUACUGUCAAGGAUUCCUGUUGCAAAACAUGGUUGCAUUGUUGACUUACGACGACUCGGUGAAGCGUCUCCUCUUCGCUAAAAAGUUGCCGAAUCACGACGUUCUUGCAGGGCUACUUCUCACUUUACAAGCGCGAAUAAAGGCCAGGCGAUCUCAGCAACAGAAUAAGAUAAAGACAUAGAGGUAUAACAGAUUUCAUUUACCUUAGAGUAAUCAUUAAUAUAUUUAAACGUAUUUAAUGAUGUCAUUAACGCGAGGUAGAAUGAUAUGUAGCUCAAUUAAGACUGAAUAUUCGAUGAUUUAUUUGGAAAAUCGUAUAAUUAUUGUUCACGGUACAUAAUGGGACAUAAAAAAAUUGUGCUCUCGUAAAGGAUAACGUAUGUAUUUGUUUUUUCCUUGUUGUAUAGUAUCUUUUAAUAUGUAUCUUUUUUUCUUUUUUAUAAACCGUAGGGUAUAGUACAUAAAUGUAUAUUGAUACUCAAACUGUACAAGUUUGCGUAUAGCCUAUAAUGUUCUUGUACAUGAAGUAUAAUCGCAAAAAAAUUGGAUACUUCUAAGGAAUUCUUAAAUGAUUUAUGUAAAUACGCAAAACUGAUACGAAUUAUCAUGAAGUAUGCAACGUAAUAUGUGCUAUAUAAGUUUCUUUCAACAGAAAACUAUUAAUAUAUAUAUAUAUAUAUAUAAAAGAUAUAUAUAUAUAUAUAUAUAUAUAUAUAU